This is a messenger RNA of Saprolegnia parasitica CBS 223.65, 1239 nucleotides long. RefSeq lists its product as hypothetical. The transcript has a single exon. The record is from RefSeq and is a predicted model, not a curated record. NCBI's taxonomy places the organism in Eukaryota, Oomycota, Saprolegniomycetes, Saprolegniales, Saprolegniaceae. Bases 1 to 1035 code for a protein of 344 amino acids.
AUGCAAUCGCAACGGAACGGUCCGGCCGCGGCCGUCACGGACGCGCUCAUCGCGAACCGGGCGUACAUGACCGCGCUCGAAGAGACGCUGCGCGUGCUCGAGGCGCGCGAGCAUGCGAUCCAGACGCGCAUCUGCGCGAUUCGCACGAAGGCGCGGAACAAGGUCAUCCACCCAGCCAUGGCGGACGCUCGCAUCCAGGCCGGGCUCGCCGCCCACACAAAGGCGGAAGCGACGGUCCAGUCGCUCCUCGCAUGCUACGAGCCGGCGCCGCGCGUGGCGAAGCGCAAGCUGCCGUUCUUGGCUGCCGAGUACUUGGUGCAGAACGCGGCCGGCAAGGUCGUGCCGAAGCGGAUACCACCGGUCACGUCCGUGUCCCGACACCUCGCUCCGUACCGCGAAGAGCUACGCGAUGCCAUUGGCGCUGCGCGCAUCCUCGAGCGACGUGCGAACCACAUCAAGCGCAUCUUGCAGCGCCUGCCGCCCGAGCCGUCGGCCAUGCAGCCCGACGACUGGGUCGCGUUCGUCGCCGAGCACGAGCUCUCGAAGCGUCCUUUCCAUUACGCCCUCGCGUGGAACCUGCAGGUGUCGCCGCACUGGCGCCGCGCCAAGUGGACGCUCAAAGAGGACGAGGCGCUUGCGACGCUGGUCGAGACGGGCGCCACGUGGGACGUGAUUUCGACGCAGAUUGCGCGCGUCUGCAAGACAGCGAAGCGCCGGCCGCCCGUCGACUGCCUCAUGCGUGUCGUAGCCCUCCGCGCCGAAGCGACGCGCCUCGCCGACGCCGGCCCGCUGGCCGACACGGUGGUCGACCACAACCCGCACUCGGACCGCCGUCUCCUCUGCGCCGUGUACAUGUUGCGAGCACCAAGAAUGGAAGCCACCAACUGGGCAACGAUCAGCCACUUUGUCGGUUUGGAAGCGCGCAUCUGCCGCGACCGCUACUGGACCACCUACCACGCGAAGAUGGCGCGCGCCCGGCGAAAGCCCCGGCCAGCAAUGAUCGAAGACGAGGAAACGGAAGUCGUCUCUGCGUAAUAUGUGUCUUGUGCGCCCUUGUCGCAUGUGAUUUCUGCAGGCUCUCUCUGCUCGAUGCUGUGGCCAAGGCAAGUCAACUUGAUUUGUAUCCCUUGGCUGGCGUCCAGGGAUCGAGGUGUCUGGUUUCUGCGUGUGACGGACGGCGCCGGACUCUAGCACCCACAAUAAAUGCGUCGAUGCUGCAACUCGGAGCUAGCUCGUGGC